AUGGCAAUCCAACCGCCGCUGGCCAACGAUAAGAAGCGAGUCAAGGUCUACGAGCUGAGAGACAAUGACUGGUUCGAUAGAGGUACCGGAUUUUGCACCGGUCAGGUCAUCAAUGAUGAGCCUCGAGUCUUCGUCGAAUCUGAAGAUCAACCCGAGCGCAUGCUUCUCGAAACCAAGAUCCGGAAGGAUGACGGCUACCAGAAGCAACAAGACACGCUCAUAGUAUGGACCGAAUCCAAUGGCACAGAUAUGGCCCUCAGUUUCCAAGAAGCGGAGGGUUGUGCCGUUAUCUGGGAUUUUGUUCAUAACGUUCAGCAACAGCUCAAACAACUCCCGGACGAUGGCCUCUCCGAUGACGCGCUUGACGGCAUUACGACCUCCUUUGCUCUCAGUGCGCCCGCCCUCAACAACCUUGACGAGAUCGAGCAGACCAUCCGCGCUGCCAGUAUAUCCCAAGGCGGUCGCGAAGCCCUUGCCAAAUUCGUCUUACGCGAGGAGUACCUCUCAAAACUGAUACCCCUUCUUUCCGAUGCCGAAGACCUAGAAUCUCUCUCGGACCUGCACCGAUUGUGUAAUAUUAUGAAAGCCUUCAUCCUCAUGAACGAUAGCAGCGUAAUUGAGCAUAUGGUUGACGACGACAUCAUUCUCGGAGUCGUCGGCGCCCUCGAAUACGACCCCGAUUUCCCGACGCACAAGGCCAACCACCGCCAAUACCUCGGUGACCAGACAAGGUACAAGGAAGUCGUGGAAAUCAAGGAUCAGCAAAUCAAGAAGAAGAUUCGACAAACAUGGCGACUACAGUAUCUGAAAGAUGUUGUACUCGCACGAAUAUUAGACGAUCCCACGUUCGGAGUGCUGAACAGCCUCAUAUAUUUCAACCAGGUGGAGAUAGUCCAGCAUCUGCAGCAAAACACCGCCUUCCUGAAAGAGCUGUUCGCCAUAUUUAACAUCGAGGUUGAUGGCACCAAACAGAAAGAGGAGGCAGUCCAAUUCCUACAGCAAUGCGCCGCUAUAACAAAGACGUUGCAGCUGCAGUCGAGAGAGAACCUUCUCAACAACUUCAUUCAGCACGGACUCUUUGCUGUCAUCACUUUCGCAAUUCGACAUGCGCAGCCUUCGAUGCGGACGACUGGGAUCGACAUCCUUGUUGCGCUUCUGGACCACAAUCCUAACAUGAUGCGGAACUACAUGCUUAAGGCCGUUUCCGAGAAGAAGACACCGCUGACCGACAUUCUGAUCGAUCUCUUACAUGCAGAGACAGAUCUUGGAGUUAAGAACCAACUUUCGGAUGCCAUCAAGAUUCUCCUUGACCCCCAACCGCCCACGAAUGAGCCGAUGAAUAAUAGGAAUAGUUCGGAGUUUGUUACGAAGCUGUCCAGGCCUCCACAGUUGACUCCUACUCAAGCUGCCAACGAGCAGUUCGCUCAAGACAACUUCGAUCGAUCUUGCAGGAAACUAUUCAAGCCGCUUAAGGAUCUGGAGCAGCGCGUCACAUUGAAUUGCGGCUUUCAGGAAGUGUCUCUGUACUCUUACCUAGUCGAGAUUCUGACCUUUUUCUUGCGCCAACACUCGAUGCGAAGUAGACACUUUGUGUCUUCUGAAAACUUGACGUCCCGGGUCGCCCAAUUGCUCCAAGUUCGGCAGAAGCCGCUCAAGCUCACAGCGCUUAAGUUCUUUCGGACCGCAAUCGCGCUGCAAGACCAGUUCUACUCGCAACAAAUACUCAAAACAUCGUCGUUUGAGCCAAUCAUCAACAUAGUUAUUGAAACGAUGCCGCGGGACAACCUCCUCAACUCUGCCUGUCUGGAGAUGUUUGACUUCAUCCGAAAGGAAACCAUCAAGCCAAUCAUCAUUCAUUUGGGCGAACACUACCGCCCGAAGCUGCAGUCAAUAAUCUAUGUCGACACUUUUGAGGAUUUGCUCAUGCGGUACGAUCAGCUCACGGCCGACAAACCUGAAAUGGAGCAUACCCUCUUUAGCCAGGACGAAGAUAGUCCAUCUAUGAGCAGACAGAAUCUCAGUGGCAGGUGGCAAGGCAUCCCGGACAUGGAUGCUAGCGAAGAGGAUUACUUUAAUACCAGCGAUGACGAUGAAGACGCCCCUGUCGAAGAAGACGACCGUCUGCAGUGGAACAAGAGCAAGGAUGUGGUCAACGGUACCACUUCACCUGUGAACAAGCCGCUCGUCGACUAUCCCGACGAUGACGAUGAUGUCGAUGACCUCCUCAUGGACCCGAAGCCAGUGGUGACACCUCAAACGCCGCUAACACCCGAGAGCGAGUCAGGUGACUCCCCUGACGCCAAGGGCCUGACACCAGACAAGCAGAGACAGCUUCAACCCUCGCCAGAUAUCCGUUCGUCCACAGAUCCAGCCAGUGAGCUCCAGCACCCGCCUGAGAGAAUAGCAGAAAAGAGAAGGCGGCAAGAAGACGAGGAAGAAGAUGAACUUGGCAAGCUAUCGACGGGCGUUAAGAGACGCAAUUCUUCAAGUGCUAGCUCUGCCAGCAGUUUGCUCUCUCAGGGAACAGGAAUGAAGCGCAAGAAAAGCUUUCUCAGAAGCAAGCAAGCGACACUGAACACUGGCGAGCCUAAUCAAGUACCAACCAAGGGCACUGCUGGUGAGAACCAAGAUGAACCUGACGCUUCCCUGAAGAGGAGCCCAAGGAUCAAGGUCUCCCUCAGCAACCAAAGCACUAAGGCGAAUGAGAGUGCUGAAGCAGAAAAGGAAAAGCCUGCACCCGAGGAAACUGCCAAGUAG
Molecule: messenger RNA, 2757 nt
Organism: Cyphellophora europaea CBS 101466
Lineage: Eukaryota; Fungi; Ascomycota; Eurotiomycetes; Chaetothyriales; Cyphellophoraceae
Exons: 4
Coding region: 1-2757 (918 amino acids)
Biological process (GO): protein dephosphorylation; DNA damage response
Cellular component (GO): nucleoplasm; protein phosphatase 4 complex
Molecular function (GO): protein phosphatase activator activity
Source: RefSeq, a predicted model, not a curated record